Messenger RNA from Chlorella variabilis, 1946 nucleotides. RefSeq lists its product as hypothetical. The transcript is spliced from 12 exons. Lineage: Eukaryota; Viridiplantae; Chlorophyta; Trebouxiophyceae; Chlorellales; Chlorellaceae. The coding region runs from base 1 to 1782 and encodes 593 amino acids. Gene Ontology annotation, molecular function: thiamine pyrophosphate binding; acetolactate synthase activity; flavin adenine dinucleotide binding. The record is from RefSeq and is a predicted model, not a curated record.
AUGACCAGUGCCGCCCAUCCCGCGGCCGCCAAGGGCCUGAAUGGCGCCGAGCAGCUCCUUCAUGCCGCACUGGACGCGGGGAUCGAGGUCUGCUUCGCCAACCCAGGCACUUCUGAGAUGCACUUUGUGGCGGCCAUCGACUCCCUGAACAGUGGCAGCAGCAGCCGAGGCGGCAGCCUGCGCCCCGUGCUGGGCCUGCACGAAACCGUGUGCUCCGGUGCUGCCGACGGGUACGGCCGCAUGGCGCGCAAGCCGGCGCUCACCCUGCUGCACCUGGGGCCCGGCCUGGCCAAUGCGCUAACCAACCUUCACAACGCCAAGCGGGCCGGCACGCCGCUGGUGAACCUCGUGGGAGACAUGGCCACCUGGCACAAGGCCGCCGAUGCGCUGCUGGAUUCCGACAUCCCUGCGCUGGCAGCCAGCGUCGGGCGCCACACCCACACCUGCCGGCGGGGUGAGGACCUCGGGGCCGCCAUGGCGGCGGCGGUGGCGGCCACUACCGAGGGUGCCAGCGCCGGCGCGGGCAGCAGCCGGGUGGCAACCCUCAUUGUGCCGCAUGAUCUUGCCUGGGAGCGGGAGGGGACAGCGCCUGGCUAUGGUGCAGGCACGUGCAUUGAUGGCAGCGGCAGCUCCCAGGCAGCGGCAGCGGCAAACGAGGUAUCUGCCCUCCAUCUCAGCGAGCAGCAGCUGCCUCCAGGGGCGCAGUGUUUUGUGCGCGAGGCCGCAGCUGCGCUGCGCGCCUGCCCCGCCGGCAAGGCUGCGCUGUACAUCGGCGGCCGUGCAGCGCUGGCAGAAGGCGGCGCGCUGCUGAGCUGCGGGCACAUCGCGGCGGCCACUGGCGCCACGAUGCUGUGCGAGGCGCUCUUUGCUCGGCUGGACCGCGGCGAGGGGCUGCCAGACGUGCAGCGCUUGCCUUACUUCCCGCAGGAUGCCGCCGCCGAGCUGGGCAAGUACCAAGUGCUGCUGCUACUGGAUGCUCGGCGCCCCGUGGCCAACUUUGGAUACGAGGGCGGGAGCAGCCAGCUAGUGGCGCUGCCGGACGAGGCGGUGUGGGAGUUUGACAGCGGGGCUGUAAACCUGCCUGCGGCGCUGCGCCUGCUGGCUGAGGAGGUCGGGGGCGGCGGCAUCACACCCCAGGUCAACUGCCGGGGCGCCUUCUGCUCCGCCGCACGCCCGCCACUCCCAAAAGGCGAGCGGCCACUGGCAGCUUGCCCUCGCAGAUGUACCAUGCAGGCGGGCGGCCCGCUGAGCGCUGCGGCGCUGUGCCAGACGGUGGCGGCCCUGCAGCCCGCCGGCGCGAUCGUCGUUGACGAGUCGCUGACCAGCGGCGGGGCCUACUGGGCCGCCAGCCGCGGCUGCCCGCAGUUCAGCCACCUCACGCUGACAGGCGGGGCGAUCGGGGCAGGCAUCCCGCUGGCUGUGGGCGCCGCCGUGGCCUGCCCUGACCGAGCGGUCAUCAACCUGCAGGCCGACGGCAGCGGCAUGUACAGCCUGCAGGGGCUAUGGACGCAGGCGCGGGAGCAGCUGCACGUGGUCACCAUCAUCUGCGCCAACCGCGGCUACUCCAUCCUGCGGGUUGAGCUGGCCAAGCAGAGGCUGCCGGGCGGCGGCAAGGCGGCUCGCUCGCUCACCGACAUCGGCUCCCCGGCCCUCGACUGGGUGGCGCUGGCCCAGGGCAUGGGCGUGGCCGGCAGCCGGGCCGCAACCUGCGAGGAGCUGGCGGCGCAGCUGGCGGCGGCACUGGAGCGGGCCGGGCCCUCGCUCAUUGAGGCGGUGCUGUGAAUGGAAGGAAGAAAACUUUAUUUCAAGCGGCGAUGAACCAGGAAUGCGUGGCUGCAGAGCCACGUUCAUUUGUCAUUUAUUCCAAUGUGCCUGCCACCCUUCAGCGCAGGCAAUCCAGCUGUGGUUCGCUGUGUUUGCUUGCCGUGUUACAUCACCGAGCACCG